UCCACCCCCUUCCCCUGCCCGCGGCACAGCACAGUCCACACACACACACACGCACACACGCACAGUCCUCCAGCUCACACGGGCCUUGGGAACACAGGGAAAGUCAUGGAGACUUCAGGAUCACCUCAAGACCACAGUCAGGUCCACAGAGAAACAGAAGACCUAGAUCAUGGAGAGACGGACUUCCACACAGGACUCUUCUCUCAAGAACAACAUGAGAGAGAAAAGCCUUCCUCCUCCUCCUCCUCUUCCUCCUCCUCCUCUUCUUCCUCCUCAUCCUCCUCCUCAGGUAAAGCAAGUGAUGCGGAUCAGCACCCCCGAGUACCUGGAAACCGUCAGCAGAUCCAGGGGCCUGGAAUCCCCUGCAGAGAUGGCUCACCUGGUGCAGAGCAUGGAGAGCCUGACAUUUUGAAGGAUGAGCUUCAACUCUAUGGAGGUGCCCCUGGGGAGGUGGUGCCCUCUGAGGAAUCAGGACUCCGAAGGAGAGGCUGUGACCCAGCGAGUGGAGAAGUGGAGGCCUCUCAGUUAAGAAGACUGAAUAUAAAGAAGGACGAUGAGUUCUUCCACUUCAUCCUCCUCUGCUUUGCCAUCGGGGCCUUGCUGGUGUGUUAUCACUAUUACACAGAUUGGUUCAUGUCCCUUGGGGUCGGCCUGCUCACCUUCGCCUCCCUGGAGACCGUUGGCAUCUACUUUGGGCUGGUGUACCGGAUCCACAGCAUCCUGCAUGGCUUCAUCCCGCUCUUUCAGAAGUUUAGGCUCAUAGGCUUUAGGAAGACUGACUGAGGCCAGUGCCAGCGGAGCAGCCAGGCCUGGCCCUAGUGUGACCACCACAGCGUCUUAUUGGCCCAUGAGGACAGAGCGGCGUCCUGGGAACACUCAGGCGGGCCAGGCUAGAGCAAUAAAGAGAGCGCUUUGCCUUCCAUGUGGUCUGAACAUUGGCAGCCGCCGGGCCCAGGUGUCCCUCCGGCAACAUGGGCACACAGUCGGCUGCCAGGAGGAAGGAGAGGGAGGGGGUGGGCCUGUGCCCUCAGGGGGCUUGGAUCAGCAGGAGGAUCCCAGGAUGUGGCUCCCCGCAAGAAACAGUAGGAGACCCUUGGGCCCUGCACACUCUCUUUCACUGUGCUUAUAAGUUCUCUCAAGUCCCCACACCAGCCUGGGACAGACAGAUGGUCCAUUGCCCUGAGGCAGGGAACCACCAUCUCAGGCCCCUGGGGUGAGCCUGAUACAGUGAGAUGUGGGGAACUAAAGCCACAGCAUCCAGGCGUCUUCCCUCAGCCCCUUAUCUUGUGCCAGCCCAGCUACCCUUGGACUCCAUCAAUAUUCAAAUAAACAUUCCUUCCCUGGA
This is a messenger RNA of Sus scrofa (pig), 1345 nucleotides long. Lineage: Eukaryota; Metazoa; Chordata; Mammalia; Artiodactyla; Suidae. The record is from RefSeq and is a predicted model, not a curated record.